Molecule: messenger RNA, 2246 nt
Organism: Phlebotomus papatasi
Lineage: Eukaryota; Metazoa; Arthropoda; Insecta; Diptera; Psychodidae
Gene: Zw
Product: glucose-6-phosphate 1-dehydrogenase
Exons: 3
Coding region: 334-1926 (530 amino acids)
Biological process (GO): pentose-phosphate shunt, oxidative branch; glucose metabolic process
Cellular component (GO): cytosol
Molecular function (GO): glucose-6-phosphate dehydrogenase activity; NADP binding
Source: RefSeq, a predicted model, not a curated record
AAUCCAAACGCCUCUCAAACACACAAAACUCGUGCUGUCAUAUGGCUUGGAAAAGUCUCAAAAAUCCCACAGCAUUAGCAUUUAAUUUCUGGUCAGUGAAUAUCGACCCUCCGUGUGUGUUGUGUCUCCCUCCUCGGAGUGCCACUGAAAAUUGCGCAUAAUUGCCACAUGGAAAGUCCCUGUUUUAAUAGUUAAUACUCAACAAAACUUUAGCUCGCAUAGUGCUCUCCCUCGGUAUUUCCAACAAAAAAAAAACCAGUGUGGAUUUUUCUUUUCUGCGUGUAUUGAGCCACCGUUUACUUGGACAUCAAUUGCAAGGCAACAUUGAGCGAGAUGACCUCGAAUUUUGUAGGUGACACCAGGAGACGAAGUGCAGGUGAAGAACAGGCUUUGCAGAUCAUACGAAAGUCACUGCAAACCAAUCGGAUGGAGCACAACGAGGGCACCCUCUUUGACGGCGGACGCAGGCAUAUUUUUGUGGUGUUUGGGAGUUCAGGGGAUCUUGCACGCAAGAAAAUCUACCCCACACUGUGGUGGCUGUAUCGUGAUGGCCUCCUGCCGGAGCGAACGCAUUUCUUCGGCUACUCUCGCAGCAAAUUGACCGUGGCAGAGCUCAAGGCCAAAUGUGCUCCGUACAUGAAAUGCCGGGCAGAUGAAGAAGCCCUCCUAGAGAAGUUCUGGAGUUUAAAUGACUAUGUAGCUGGAGGCUAUGACUGUGCUGAAGAUUUUCAGCGUCUCAAUCAAGCCAUGCUGCGCAUUGAGGAGGGAAAAUCCUCCAAUCGUCUUUACUACCUCGCUCUGCCUCCCAGUGUCUUCAACACUGUCACAGUGCACGUGAAAAAGGCCUGCUUUGAUCGUCAUGGAGACGGCUGGGACAGAGUUAUCAUUGAGAAGCCCUUUGGGCGUGAUGCUGCCACUUCUGAACAACUGAGCAACCACCUAGCUCAACUGUUCAGAGAAGAUCAAAUCUAUCGUAUUGAUCAUUACCUGGGCAAGGAAAUGGUGCAGAAUCUCAUGACAAUCCGCUUCGGGAAUCGCAUUUUCAGCCCAACCUGGAACAAUGGCAAUGUAGCUUCAGUCCUGAUAACCUUCAAGGAACCCUUUGGAACCCAGGGACGUGGAGGAUAUUUCGAUGAAUUUGGCAUCAUCCGGGACGUGAUGCAGAACCAUCUGCUGCAGAUUCUUUCUCUCGUGGCCAUGGAGAAGCCCGUUUCCUGCCAUCCAGAUGACAUUCGCGAUGAAAAAGUCAAAGUCCUCAAAUCCAUUCCACCCUUGACCAUUGAUGACGUUGUCCUGGGCCAGUAUGUUGGCAAUCCCGAGGCUGCGCCCGAAGAUGAUGCCAGCAAGGGCUACCUCGAUGAUCCAACAGUGCCAGCUGGCUCAAAAACCCCCACAUAUGCCCUUGCCGUGCUCAGAAUCAACAACGAACGCUGGGACGGUGUCCCUUUCAUUCUGCGCUGCGGCAAGGCACUCAAUGAGCGCAAAGCCGAAGUCAGAAUUCAGUACCACGAUGUGCCUGGAGAUAUUUUCGACGGGAAACCAAAACGCAAUGAACUAGUGAUUCGCGUUCAACCCGGAGAAGCCCUCUAUGUCAAAAUGAUGACCAAAUCCCCAGGAAUAACAUUUGAUCUGGAAGAAACUGAGCUGGAUCUCACCUAUACACAUCGCUACAAGGAAGUCACCCUUCCAGACGCCUACGAAAGACUCAUCCUGGACGUUUUCUGUGGCUCUCAGAUGCAUUUUGUCCGUUCUGACGAACUUCGCGAAGCAUGGCGAAUCUUCACUCCAUUGUUGCACAAAAUUGAAGCUGACCAGUGCGAUCCCAUUCCAUACAUUUACGGCUCUCGAGGACCCAAAGAGGCUGAUCUAAAGUGCAAAGAGAGCAACUUCAAGUACUACGGCUCCUACAAAUGGCACAAACUCUAAAAGGAGAUCCUAACAAAAUUUUCUCACAAAAUAAUUCGGGUAGCGGCGGGAAACUAUUUAUGAGCAAACGCAAAACGAAUUUUUAUGGUGUCAGGAAAUACUUACAAGAUAUUUAGAAGUUUCUUUUUUUACACAAAAUGUUGUUUUUUUUUUUAACGGAAUCUUUGAGAUGAACCUCUGUUUUGUACAUUCCGUAUGAGGACAUUUUUUUUUCUACAACGUGUUUAUUGUGUUAAGACAAUGAUUACAGAGAAAAAAAAAAGAUGAAACAAAACUGAUAUUAUGACAAGCAAUAAAGAUCAUUCCCUGAAUCUUGAUAA